Hyposmocoma kahamanoa is the source of this 2540-nucleotide messenger RNA. RefSeq names its product nephrin-like. The transcript has 15 exons. The coding region runs from base 1 to 2295 and encodes 764 amino acids. Lineage: Eukaryota; Metazoa; Arthropoda; Insecta; Lepidoptera; Cosmopterigidae. The record is from RefSeq and is a predicted model, not a curated record.
AUGGGAUCUGACUACUGUACAGAAGCUCAACAUUCCUUUGGCAAUUAUUUAGAUGCGCUUGAGCGCGCGCCGACUCCGCCCGGUCGGGUAGACUUUCGCAACGGUCCACCAGUCCACUGGGCAGUGGCAGGAGAGUUCGGCACUCGCACUAACUUCGUCCUGAACGAGUCUGAUCCUUCCUCAGCUCACCUCACCGUGAAGAAAGCGUCGCAUCACGACGAAGGCGUCUAUAGAUGUCGCAUCGACUAUGUUGACUCGCCGACAAGGAACUACCGUGUCAAUUUGACUGUCAUUGUUCCUCCAGAGUCUGUCCGGGUGUACAACUCACAAGGAGAUGAGAUUCUGGGCUCCAGUGCUGGGUAUUUUAGAGAGGGGCAAGAUUUACUUCUUUCCUGCCAGGCUGUGGGUGGGAGACCUCCACCAGAUGUAUCUUGGUACAGAGGCGAAGAACGCCUAUCAUUGACCAAAGAAGGCUCAGUGAGUCAACUGCACAUACCCUCGUUGUCAAGAGAGAUGGCCGGCACAAGGUUGCAGUGCCGAGUAGACCCACCUCUCAUGCAGCCUAUGUUUAGAGAUGUCACUUUAAAGUUAUAUUUAAAACCGCAGUUCGUUAAAGUGCGUGGCAGUGGGGUGACGCGUGUGGGACAGGACAGAGCGUUUGAGUGUACUACGCGUGGCUCCAAGCCCGCGCCAAACAUAGACUGGUUCAUCAACUCGCAGUUGGUGGACUCGACGUUGACUUCGGUCGAUGUGGAAGGCGAAGUAACAAAAAGCGCCUUAACCUGGCACGUGAGAAGAGAAGAUAGUGGGAGACAGCUGGUGUGCAGAGUGUCCAAUCCUUGGUUCCCGGCUUAUACUCUGGAAGAUUCCAUUAUUCUUGAUGUUAUGUAUCCUCCAAUGGCCCAAAUAUCCCUGAUCGAGCCCAAAGAGCCUCGGCUUCUGCGGGAAGAUGAAAACGCUGAGUUGCUGUGCUCAGCUGACGCCUAUCCUCCAGCGACUAAUUUUACUUUUUAUAAAGAGGGUCAUCAAAUCUGGGAUGAUCCAAUAGGAGGUAUAGCUGUAGAAGGAAAUAGGCUGAUUUUGCGAGGUCUCAGAAGACAUCAUUCUGCUCGGUACAAAUGCCGGGCAAGAAGCUCAGAGGGCAGUGGACUUAGUGAACCCCUUACUUUGAAUGUUUUGUCUCGACCAGAAUGCUCAGCGGGCAGCGUCGUGCAGCAACUAGCAGGGACCCCUGGAGGAGAAGUCAGGGCUCGAUGUUCCGUUACUGCCCCAUCUACGCGGGAAACUGGCCCGUUGAGGUUCUAUUGGACUUACAAUGGCACGAGAGAUGUUUUACCUAUACCAGCAUCAAACGUCACAGUAAUAGGAGCAAGUAGUUCCGUUGUCCAUGGACUUCCAUCUGAUGCUGGAGACGAUCUUGGUUGGCUGGCGUGCUGGGCCAGCAAUGACAUCGGCAACCAGCGCGAGCCGUGCUUAUUCAGGAUUACUCCUGCUGCUCUACCAGAUCCUCCAAGCAACUGUGAGAUCAGCAACAGGAUCUUACACUGCGAACCAGGCCACGACGGUGGUCUUCCCCAGCGGUUCCUUCUCGAAGCCCUGGAGGUACGGACAUCACAGCCCCUGGACGUCGACAAUGAAAUAUCAACGCUGAACGAUCAGGGUGCAUUGGAGCGAGGUCUUUUCAAACCAUCAUACAGGGACAGUAACGAUGUACCGCAUUUCAAUCUAAACGAUUUAAAUCCGGGACAGUAUACGUUGCUCGUGUACUCAGAGACUUCGCGUGGGAAGUCACGUAGACCUGCAGUGCUGUCUAGUGUUUCCAUUCGGAAUGCCGAGGAUCUUGAUAGACCUGGAUCUCUCCAAACGAUGACACCAACGCCGCCUCAAUCCCAGCCACCAACGAACAAUAGCGUGGCUCUUUUAUUUGGAGCUGCUUUAUCUCUGAUAUUAGUGACUAUUUUAACUACAUUGUGCGUGUCACUUGUAGUGAUGUGCAAGAAAAAGAGGCCUCGCCUUGAGCCUGAACGAAGUACAAUAACUCGAAGAAACGUUGGAGUAUCAAUGUAUGGGGGUUCAUCACUAAUAUCACCAAGCGUGGUUCCCACAGUGGUGGUUAGAGGUCACCGAGGUUCCAGGGUGCUGGCUGCGAGGUGGUCUGGUGUACUAGAUGACAUGCCCAUGGCUGUGUUGGCUCUAGAUACUAAUCCUCAUUCGGAGGCAGAUUCCCACAGCGACACUGAUCAAGCUUCUCUUACAAGAAACGAACACAGUAUAGAAACACAGACAGGUUCUUGAUCAUGAUUUCAAGUGUAAUUUUACAUGCUUGUGAAAAUAUAUUUUGAGUUAAACUUUGAAACGCUCACAGGGUAUGUUGCUAUAGCUGUUUAAGCCCCAAAGGAAGAAUCAACGUCGAAGUAUUAAAAUAACAACUGGUUACUACCAGUCUUAUAACAGACAAGCUUUGUACCGAAUAAUUUCUGUAGUGGAUGAUUUGGUUGUUGGUACAGUGCGGUACGUCAUAAAAGUUGUAUUUAGUUAAU